AUGCCCGACAAGGCUAGGGUCAGGAAUUGUUCUUUUUCGCUGUCGCUGUGGAAGUGGUUUACCUGCGGGUGGGACCGUAAACAACAACAGCAUCUACAUCAGCAGCAGCAGCAGGAGAAGCAGGGAGCAGUACCCAACAGUCUCAGCCUUGGGUUGGAGAAAGAAAAAGAGUGUUGUCGGGCUGCGUUACUCUAUUCUGACUCCGACUCUUCCUUUCGUCCUCAAACAUCCACUACUACUUCCACUACUACCACCUGGGAAGACAUCGAUCCUCCUGCUGAGUACCUUACCCAACAGCAGCAGUAUACCCUCUCCGAACCCUAUCCCACCACCACCACAACCACCCCCAACAACAACAACAACAACAACAACAACAACAACGACUACUACACAACCACACCACCACCAUACCCAACCACUGCCACCGAGCCAACCACCUACAAAAUGCUCGACACCAAUUCCACCCACACCCACCCCAACACAGCUCCAAUGCUGUCCACCCUCCCCGGUUACAACGACGUGAGCGGCGCCGUCAUCGUCUCCUGGGACGGCUUCCCCCAUUUCCUCUCCCCGCAAGAAGAGGAAGACCGCCGUCUGAACCUCCAGCGUGCCGUCCAGGAGAAGAUGCUGGGCUUGCCGCGCCAGACCCCCUUUGAGUGGGAGCGUCCUGUCUCGGACUGUGAUGCCCGGAGCGUCUCGUUGCCGAAGUAUGAGCCGCGACAGAGCCAUGGCCAUGGCCAUAACCAUAAUCACAAUGUGGAGCAGAAUCGAAAUGGGGAUCUGGUGAUGGUUCAGGUUGUGAGGGGUAAGAAGGCGAGGUCAUCGGUGCGGUGA
Molecule: messenger RNA, 834 nt
Organism: Aspergillus heteromorphus CBS 117.55
Lineage: Eukaryota; Fungi; Ascomycota; Eurotiomycetes; Eurotiales; Aspergillaceae
Exons: 1
Coding region: 1-834 (277 amino acids)
Source: RefSeq, a predicted model, not a curated record